AUGGCUGGUCUUUUCAACCGCGCACUCGUCAAGAAAUGGGUUCCUAUCGAGGUCCUCCCCAUCAUCGGUAUCUGCGGCAUGGCCGUCGGAGGUGCUACCUUCUACCUGUACCGUUUGAGCCAGGGAUCAGAGGUUGUCUGGGACCGUUCGGGUGACUGGCGGCCGUGGGACAAGGUCAAGCACGACCAGAACAUCAAGUUCCUUUCGUACAACCAGGACUUCUGGGCGCAGCGCAAGCUCGAGCGGGCCGAGCGCGAGGGCAAGCGGAUCGUCGAUGCCAUUUAG
Messenger RNA from Dioszegia hungarica, 285 nucleotides. RefSeq lists its product as uncharacterized. The record is from RefSeq and is a predicted model, not a curated record. Bases 1 to 285 code for a protein of 94 amino acids. NCBI's taxonomy places the organism in Eukaryota, Fungi, Basidiomycota, Tremellomycetes, Tremellales, Bulleribasidiaceae. The transcript is spliced from 3 exons.